This is a messenger RNA of Trachymyrmex cornetzi, 1180 nucleotides long. Its product is annotated as POC1 centriolar protein homolog B. Gene Ontology annotation, cellular component: centriole; ciliary basal body. Gene Ontology annotation, molecular function: protein binding. NCBI's taxonomy places the organism in Eukaryota, Metazoa, Arthropoda, Insecta, Hymenoptera, Formicidae. Bases 17 to 1180 code for a protein of 387 amino acids. Gene Ontology annotation, biological process: cilium assembly. The record is from RefSeq and is a predicted model, not a curated record. The transcript is spliced from 4 exons.
CUGUGCUGUUAGGACAAUGGAAAAGACUGCCUCUAAAUAUACGACGUUCUUAUACGGACAGUGGAAAGGUCACGACGAUGACAUUACAGCAUUAAGCUUCCACCCACAAAAUCAUACAUUGGUAUCGAGUAGCCUGGAUACAGAGUUAGCAUUGUGGAAACUAAAUGAUUUGAGUUAUAAAAGAUUUGAAGCCCACACAUCCCCUAUAUUAGAUGUAUGCUAUUCACCAGAUGGUAACUCUAUAGCUAUUGCUUCUACAGAUAAAUCUAUCAGAAUUUGGAACUUCGAAGAUCACUUAAAUUUCACAGAAUACAGAGGUCAUCGUUCUUUCGUCAGAUCGGUACAAUUUAGUCCAAAGGGAGAUAAGUUUGUUUCCGGGUCAUUUGACAAAAAUGUAUUGCUUUGGGAAACUUAUCGUGAAAACUACUUCAAGGUAUUUAGUGGACAUACACAUUGGGUCACAUGCGCUAAAUUUUCUCCCGAUGGAAAACUUUUACUAUCAUGUAGCAAUGACAAAACAAUAAAAAUAUGGGACAUUUCCAGCGGACAAUGUGUCACAACUUUUAAUAUGAAAGUUUCCGCUAGAUAUGUAGAGUUUCAUCCAACCGAUACAAUUAUCGGAUCAGCAAACGUGGAUGGGGGUAUUAAAUUGUUUGAUCUAAGAACAAAUUCUUCGUAUCAGCGUUGCAUUCAUGACGGACGUGUAAAUAUGAUCAGAUUUCAUCCAAAUGAGAAGUUUAUAUUAACAGCGUCUGAUGAUUACUCAGUGAAGAUUUUAGAUAUUUUAAACGGUCGUCUAAUUAAUUCUCUCAAGGAACAUAAGGAUAAGGUAACAUGUAUAGCAUUUUCAAAUAAUGGUGAGCUUUUUGCUUCUGGUAGCACGGAUCGACAAAUUCUAGUAUGGAAGUGUGAUGAUGAUUUAUAUAUGGAUGGUCAAAGUAGAAAGAGUUCUACGUUGCAGUCAGUGCCUUCUGCAACGGCAAAUAGGAACUUGAAGCCGAGCUUUGUCAAGCAAAAAUUUGACGAUGGGAAUGAAAGACCGAAUAGUGACGAAUAUAUGCAUGAACAAUUUGACUACGCGAACGAAAAAUCGAAAAGAGACGAAGAAGAAAAUAAAGAAAAUGAAGAUAAAUAUAUAAGAAGAGUAUACGAGAACCUAAUCCAAAAAAAUGUAAUAUAA